Molecule: messenger RNA, 4671 nt
Organism: Suillus bovinus
Lineage: Eukaryota; Fungi; Basidiomycota; Agaricomycetes; Boletales; Suillaceae
Product: CHAT domain-containing protein
Exons: 8
Coding region: 1-4671 (1556 amino acids)
Molecular function (GO): protein binding
Source: RefSeq, a predicted model, not a curated record
AUGGCUCAUCGUCGAUGUGUCUCUUCAACCUCAUCAGAAUUAGACUUGUCUUCAUCAUCGUCGCUUAGAACUUCCCCAACUCCUCCAUUAGAGAUAUCCUGUUCGAGUACCGAGCCCUUGAAAGGGAUAAAACGUAAGCGUAAGUUGUCAGGCAGCGAUGAUGACAAGAGUUCAAAACGUCUACGAUCGCAAAAAGAAGAUAAUGAGGAGCCGAACGACCCAGACCACACCCAGGACCUGGCAGAGACGCACCUCAGUGGAGUGCAACCAAUCAUCACUGCCAUUCGCGCGACUGAUCUCGCUCUUGGCCUCCGACGGAUCCCCGCUGGCUUCCAUGCAGUGAUCAAGGCCGACGACCUUGAAUACCAGACAAGCAAUAUAUCUGUAAACGUAGACCAGGCUGUCGUCGAAUGGCACGAGCGCAUUCCUCUGCCGCGCGAGCCAUGUUCCAAAGUCCGGGUCAGCCUGUAUGCCUCAUUCGAAUUGGGUCCCAUGCUCUGUCACGGAGAACUCCUCCGCACGUUCGAGAUCUCGGUCGGAGAAUUAAUGGAUCGCAGCGAAAAAUUGCAUCCCAUAAUAUUUCAGCCAAAGCAGCAAGAAGUCGUAUCCGCUUGUACUUCACUUUUCUUGACAGUGGAGCAGCAACUUUCUGAUCAAAACGACGCCGCAGUUCUUUGCCCCCCUACUACUCCUGCAUCCCGCGAUUUAGAUGCAUUAGCGCUGAGGACGGAUGCCGGACAUCGUCUUCUCGCACAAUACCGUAGAGCCCAGGAUAGCAGGGAUCUCGAGCAAUCCAUAAACCACUUCGAACACGCCUCAGAUAUCUGCCCCGUGGACCAUCCCUGCCGCCCUGCAGCGCUGUUCAAUCUCGCCAGCGCAAAGCUUGUGAGUUGCCAAGCUGAGGGAAGAUACCUCGACCUCGACGUCCCUGUCUCCCUGUUCGAAGGCGCCCUCGAAUUGCGUCCCACCGGUCAUCCUGACCGAACGGUCACGCAGCUGCAUCUUGCGGUCGCUCUGCUCUCGCGCUUCGCGAAACGGGGAUUUCAAACGGACGCUGAUGCAGCCAAAGAGUUCCUGGGCGAAGUGGUCAAUGUCUGCCACGCCAACAGCCACAUUCACAGAGCGGCUGCGAUUGCGAUGGAAACAUGCGCUCUACAUUCUGCUAGAGGCAUUAAUGCAAAUGAUGUUGGGCAGGAACGGCCCGCCCCAUCCAGGCUUCCGUUAUCGCCGAAUCAACUUUUUGAUCAAGCACGGCGGUGUCUGGAGAGAGAUGAACCUAGUGCCUUAGAUGAAGUAAUAUCCCUUCAUUAUGAUGCACUGGGAUACUACAACGCCGGGCAUGUUUGCCGAGGGCAAUUGUUAGGCAAUCUAGCUGUAAUGCUGCAGACUCGCUUCGAGCGUCGAGGCAACGACAAAGACUUAGAUCAAGGUAUCGCACUUCAGACGGAGAUGCUGGCUUUGUGCCCGGUCGGUCACACAGAUCGGUCUGCGUCAUUAAACAACCUCGCGAAUAAACUCUCUUCCCGCUUUCACCACCGAGGCAACGACGAAGACUUGGAUCAGGCUAUUGCACUGAACAGGGAAGCCCUGGCUUUGCGCCCGGUCGGUCACACAGAUCGGUCCAUGUCAUUAAGCAACCUCGCUCUUCAACUCUCCUCCCGCUUCCACCACCGAGGCAACGGCGAAGACUUGGAUGAGGCUAUCGCACUGAACAGGGAAGCCCUGGCUUUGCGCCCGGUCGGUCACACAGAUCGGUCUGCGUCAUUAAACAACCUCGCGAAUCGACUCUCCUCCCGCUUUCACCACCGAGGCAACGGCGAAGACUUGGAUCAGGCUAUCGCACUUCACAGGGAAGCCCUGGCUUUGUGCCCGGUCGGUCACACACGGUCCAAGUCAUUAAACAACCUCGCGAAUCAACUCUCCUCCCGCUUUGACACCGAGCAACGGCGAAGACUUGGAUCAGGCUAUCGCACUGAACAGGGAAGCCCUGGCUUUGUGCCCGUCGGUCACGCAGAUCGGUCCAUUUCAUUAAACAACCUCGCUCUUCAACUCUCCUCCCGUUUUGACCACCGAGGCAACGGCGAAGACUUGGAUCAGGCUAUCGCACUGAAUAGGGAAGCCCUGGCUUUGCGCCCGGUCGGUCACGCAGAUCGGUCCAUGUCAUUAAACAACCUCGCGACUCGGCUCUCCUACCGCUUUGACCACCGAGGCAACGGCGAAGACUUGGAUCAGGCAAUCGCAUUUCAGAGGCAAGCCCUGGCUUUGUGCCCGGUCGGUCACACAGAUCGGUCUGCGUCAUUAAACAACCUCGCGAAUCUACUCUCCUCCCGCUUUGACCACCGAGGCAACGACGAAGACUUGGAUCAGGCAAUCGCACUAAACAGGGAAGCCCUGGCUUUGCUCCCGGUCGGUCACGCAGAUCGGUCCAAGUCAUUAAGCAACCUCGCGAAUCGACUCUCCUCCCGCUUUGAUCACCGAGCCAACGGCGAAGACUUGGAUGAGGCUAUCGCACUGAACAGGGAAGCCCUGGCUUUGCGCCCGGUCGGUCACACAGAUCGGUCUGCGUCAUUAAACAACCUCGCGAAUCUACUCUCCUCCCGCUUCCACCACCGAGGCAACGGCGAAGACUUGGAUCAGGCUAUCGCACUUCACAGGGAAGCCCUGGCUUUGUGCCCGGUCGGUCACACACACCGGUCCAAGUCAUUAAACAACCUCGCGAAUCAACUCUCUUACCGCUUUGAUCACCGAGCCAACGGCGAAGACUUGGAUCAAGCUAUCGCACUUCAGAGGGAGGCGUUGGCUUUGCGCCCGGUCGGUCACACAGAUCGGUCCAUGUCAUUAUACAGCCUCGCGAAUCUACUCCCCUCCCGCUUUGACCUCCGACACGACAGAAAAGACCUAGACGAGUCACGAGAGAACCUACUCUGUGCAUUGACGUUGUUGACGCAGCAUGAUCCUCGUCGAUCGAUGGUCCAUCAAUCUAUAGCUAACGUCUAUCUAUCAUUUCAUCGUUCAGAGCUUGACGGCACCGGCGCUGGCUCAAAUACAGAUAGUCUGAAUGCUGCCAUGCAUCAUUUUAAGGCAGCAACAAAUAUUGUCCCUGCAAGCUUGCUCUCCCGCCUGCGGGCAAGUCUAAGUUGGGUGCACCAUGCUCGUCAACAUUCACAUGGUACUCAACUAGAGGCUUACAUGACUUCUAUGCAACUUCUGGAUGCUUACAUGUCUGUGACGGCUUCCAUAUCAUCUCGCCAUAAUGCCAUGAAGGGAUUCCCAAGUACACUCGCCGUGGAUGCUGCAUCGUGCGCUCUUCGUAGUGGCGACGUGGGUCGCGCUGUUGAGUUGUUGGAGCAAGGCAGGACCAUCAUCUGGACCCAGAUGACUCGACUCCGCAUGCCUCUUGAUGGGCUCCAGACUCGCGGCGAUCAUGCAGCGACUUUGAUGAAGACAUUCACAGACCUUAGCUCCCUCCUUGAUAAACCUCAUCCAAGCCAUCCAGAAGGGACCCCAACAGUCGAUGUGGAAGCAGAGGCCACCCGGUACAGACGUAUAGUGAAGGACUGGAAUGGAACUGUGGAAGAGAUCAGGAAGAUCGAGGGCUUCUCUCGCUUCCUGCUUCCCCCUUUGUUCUCCGAUCUUCAAGAUGCAGCUCGUGAUGGGCCCAUCAUCAUGCUCAUCGCAAGCGAAUCGUCUUGCGAUGCCAUUAUCAUCCCGCACAAGCAACCUCCCACCAGCAUUCAGCUCCCUACCGAUAUUCAGAAACUCGUCAAAUUGGUAAACACAUUCCGAGAGUCAGUUGAGAAAGAGACCGGGCACGCGCUGAUGGAAGCUUUGAACGACUUGUGGAACAAUGUUGUCGGCCCAGUGGUCGAGAAAUUGGGCAAAUUAGUACGACUAGGUUCCCGAAUAUGGUGGUGCCCGACAUUCCUCUUCAAUUUCUUGCCGUUGCAUGCUGCUCGCGAGUACAGAACUGGGGGAAUGUCUCUUUCGCAGCUGUAUAUCUCUUCAUACACCCCAUCUCUCACCGCGCUGAUCAAGGCUCGCGCAAGUCGUGACAGACCCACGUCGGUGCCAUUCGUCGCCAUUGGUCAGAAUCGCCCAGCCGGCGUCUCCUUCACUUUGGAUGCUGUGGAGCCUGAGUUGGAAUUGGUGCGGAAACUUUUGCCUCCUCCCCCAACUGUCUCCUUCUCCAAGAUAACCAGCGUUGAUGCUACGAAAUCGAGAGCACUGUGCGCAUUGCGCGAAAAUACUUGGUUCCAUCUCGCAUGUCAUGGGACGCAGAGAUUUGACGAACCUUUCAAGUCGGCCUUUCUUAUGCGCGACCAGCCUCUUUCGCUCCUUGAUAUUGCACAAAUGGAUCUGUCUCAGCAUAAUUUUGCCUUUCUUUCUGCCUGUGAAACCGCCGUCGGCGACUUCAGUACGCCCGACGAAGUGAUACACCUAGCGGCUGGCUUGCAAUUUGCUGGGGUGAGGAGUGUCGUCGGGACGCUAUGGAAAGUCAAUGAUGAUACUGUGCAGCGCUUAGUCAAGGCAUUCUACGAAAAGUUUUGCGAGGGUGGCCCAAUGAAUCCCAGACGAGCUGCCCGAGCGUUGCACCGAGCGGUCCAGUCGUUGGCUAGUGACGUAGACAUACCCUUGGCCCAGCGAAUAGUGUUCGUGCAUAUUGGCAUAUGA